Saprolegnia diclina VS20 is the source of this 4073-nucleotide messenger RNA. RefSeq lists its product as hypothetical. Gene Ontology annotation, cellular component: intraciliary transport particle A. Bases 21 to 3965 code for a protein of 1314 amino acids. Lineage: Eukaryota; Oomycota; Saprolegniomycetes; Saprolegniales; Saprolegniaceae. The transcript has 13 exons. The record is from RefSeq and is a predicted model, not a curated record. Gene Ontology annotation, molecular function: protein binding. Gene Ontology annotation, biological process: protein localization to cilium; intraciliary retrograde transport.
CUCGCAAUCGAAACGCAAGCAUGAGCAGCGGCGACCCACGCGUCCUCAUCAACUACUACGUGCGGAAGGGAUGGUACGACCAUGUGCAGCGGCUCUGUGAGAGCAUCCUCGACAAGAAGGGGAGCGACCCGACCAUCAUGUUUUGGCGGUCGUUUGGCAUCAUCAUGGAGGGCAGCUACUCGUCGGCGAUCCGCGAGCUCGAGGGCUUGAAAUCCAAGAAGGAGGUCGAGCUUCCGUGCGUGCACGCGCUCAUCUACACGCACAACAAGUGCAAGCACGUCGACCACGACGAGAUUGCGCAGCUCGAACUACAAGUCGUCAUUGCCGAGGAGAACGCGACCGAUGCGAGCCAGCUCUUGUGCGCCAACUUGUUCUGGCACAUCAAAGAGACGGCGAAAGCGCGCAAGAUCCUCGAAAACCUCAUGGGCGGUCGACUGAGCCCCGAGACGCCGCUGCAGAUCCGGGCGGCGAUCCUUCGCGGCUGGGUCGACCUCACGACCGAGCCCAAGACGAAGCGCGACAUCGAGUACCGCGAAAACAGCAUCCAGCUCUUCGAGGACGCCAAAGUCAAGGCGGCCAACGACCCCGAACAGCUCCUCGGCGUCGCCAAGUACCACGACUUUAAGAAGAACCACGCCAAGGCGCUCGAGUGCUACGACGAGAUCUUUGUCAAGUACACGUGGCUCAAGCACGCGCUCAGCGAGAAGGCCCUCGUGCUCUUCAAGAUGGGCGAGUGGGACCAGUGCGUCGACAGCGCCGAGCGUGCGCUGAGCAUGAGCACGGACGACAUUGAGGCGCUUCGGCUCUUUAUCUUCUACCUCUUGACGCGCGAAGGCAAGCCAAAAGAGGCAGCGACACGCAUUCGGGAGCUUGUCAAAGCGCUCAGCGCGACGGAGGCGUCCAACCCGGCCUUGUACUACGACAUCUCCAAGUGCAUUGCGCGCAUCGCCGACAAGAACCACGAGGUCCUCUCGUGCAACCUCGCGUUCGUCGAGCAAGCCAUCAAGCUCUCGCCCGAGACAGGCGUGUACCAUGCGGAGCGCGGGUACCAGCGCGCGCUCAUGGGCGACUUUACCGAAGCCGUCGACUCGUACAAGGACGCGCUCAAGCUCGACGAGUCGAACGAAGCGGCGCUCCACGGCCUCAUCUACUGCCAAAUCAAGAUGGGGCUCAUCGACGACGCCGCGCAGCAGAUGGAGUUUCUCAGCGUCAUCCAGGAAUCCAUGGGCGCGAGCGCCGACUUUGUCAUGCUCCAAGCGAUGCUGAGCUGGCACAAGGACAAGGACCGGCAAAAACAAGUUAAAUUUCUUCAAAAAGCCGCGCAGCUGCACAUGGACAAGCUCAAAGAGGCCAUGCAGGCGGGCGAUCUCUCGACGUACGACACGAUGGCGGCCCUCAACCCGCAUUUUCUCGUGGAAAUUGCGAUGGAGUUUAUCAAACUGGACGGCGCCGACGACGGCAAGGCCAUGGCGGCGCGUGGCAUUUCGAUCCUCGACAAGAUUGUCGCCAAGUCGCCGGGCUUUUUGGAAAUCCAGUUUGUGCUCGCGAACGCCAAGUUCGCGUCCAACGAAUUCGACGACGCGUUCCGCAUUUGCAGGUCGCUGCUCAAGAUGCACCCGUCGCAUGCCGGUGCGCACUUGCUCGAGGCGCGCGUGAGUCUCGAGCGCGAGCACUUUAAAGCAGCCUCGUCGAGCCUCGACAUUGCGCUGAGCCACGAUUUCUCGGUGCGGCAGACCCCGUCGUUCCACAUCAUCAAGGCCAAGCUCCUCGAGAACGAAGGGAAUCUCAAGGACGCGCUCAACGUGUUGCAAACUGCCAUGAAGACGGCGUCGAGCGGCCCUGCCAAAGGCGCCAAAAAGCAACUGUCGGCCGCGGCCGCUGAAAUGUCGCUGUUCGACAAGUCGUGCAUCUACAUUCAACUCGCAUCGGUGCACGCGCAGCUCAACAAUGUCGGCGAAGCGACGCGACUCGUCAAGGAAGCCCUCGAUGUCUUCAAAGGCACAACCCAAGAAGUGCGCGUGCUCGUCGCCAACAGCGAACUCGCCAUCAAGCGCGGGGACUUUGACAAUGCAAUCAUCAUGCUCAACGGCGUGCCGCAAGAGUCGCCGGCCUUUGUCAAGGCGCAGAUGAUCAAAGCCGACAUUUACCUUCAGCACCGCAAGGAGAAGCGACUCUACGCUCAAUGCUACAAGGAGCUCGUCAAGCUCAGUCCGUCGGUCGAGUCCCACAUUCGAAUGGCCGAAGCCUACCUUCGCAUCCAGCAACUCGACGACGCGAUCGAGUCGUACCGCAGCGCGCUUGUGCUGACGCCGACCGACGCGUCGCUCGCGAGUCGCAUUGGCCACAUCCUCGUCAAGAAGCACGACUAUAUGACGGCGAUCGAGUACUACGAGUCGGCGCUCAAGUCGGCGCCCGACCAGACACCGCUGCGUACCGACCUCGCCAACCUCCAUGCGCGAUUGCACCAGUACGACCAAGCAUUGCGCCUCAUUCAGUCGGCACCGUCGACAGGCGCGCACGGCGACGUCAAGGAGAUGCUCGAGAUGAUCGAGCUCCAGCUCAUUUUGCCGCGCAUCUACAACGGCUUGGGUAACACGCCGGCCGAGAUCGACAGCUUGCUCUUGGUGGCGAAUCUGCAAAAGAGCGUGCUCGAUAAGCUUCGCGACGAACGGCCGGACGAGCUGCCGCGGCACACGACCGCACUCGCGACGACCAACUACAAACUCGCCGUUGUCCACAACACCAUGAAAGACUGGGACAACGUGCUCAAGUACUGCACGAUGGCGCUGCGGGCCGACGAGUCCCACGAAGAGUCGAUUCUGUGUCUCGCGCGCAUUUACAACCAAAUGCAAAACACGGAGCAGUGCCAAGCCAAGUGCACGACCUUGCUCCGCCUCAACCCGUCGCACGAAGAAGCGGCGAUGAUGCUGGCCGACCUCAUGCUGCAAAAGGACGACAAUGAAUCGGCAAUUUUCCACUUUCAAAACCUGCUCGAAGCCAAGUCGGACAACUUUGCCGUGCUCAGCCGCUUCAUUACGAUGCUCCGCCACGCCGGCAAGCUCGAGCGUGUGCCCCGGUACCUCAAACUGGCCGAGCGGUCGGGGCCGCGCGUUGCGCACUCGGCCGGGUUGCACUUUUGCAAGGGCUUGUACAACCGGUACCAAAACCGCAUCCACGACGCGGUCGCUGAAUUCAACUUGGCGCGGAAGGACCCCGAGUGGGGCGGCCACGCACUUAUCCACAUGAUUGAGAUCUAUCUCAACCCCGACAACGAAAACAUUUGGGACACGCCAGACGACUCGUCCAAGGAGCAAACCGAGAACAUUCGUAUCGCAAAUGCGCUCUUGGACGAGCUCCCGGACGAGAAAACGCUCAAGCUGCGCGUGCUCGAAGCGUACGCGAUUCUCGCCAACAAGACCAAACCGACGAUUGAGAAGGCGAUCGCGGUGUUCCUCGAGAUCCUCGAGCUCGAAAAGGACAGCGUCGCCGCGCUCUUGGGGCUCGCAACGGCCUACAUGCUCGCCAAGCAGCAGCCGAAAGCGCGCAACCAGCUCAAGCGCAUCGCCAAAAUGACCUACGACCCGGCGAUCGCGGACGAGUUUGAACGCAGCUACAUCCUCCUCGCCGACAUUUACGUGUCGCGGUCCAAAUACGACUUGGCACAGGAGCUCUGCAAGAAGGCUCUGUUGCACAACAAGAGCUCGGGCAAAGCGUGGGAGCUCCUCGGCCUCAUCAUGGAGAAGGAGCAGUCGUACCAAGACGCGGCCGACUGCUACAGUGAGGCGUGGAAGUGCGGCGGCGAAGCGUCGGCGCCCAUUGGCUUCAAGCUCGCGUUCAACUACCUCAAGGCCAAGCGCUACGUCGAGGCGAUCGACGUGAGCCAGAAAGUGCUCGACAAGUUUCCCGACUACCCAAAGAUCCGCAAGGAGAUCCGCGAGAAGGCCCAAGCCGGCUUGCGCCCGUGAGCAUCCACAUACAUACGCAGACCGAUCCAGAUGGGAGAUGAAAGGGAGUAAGUUCUUAGCCCGCGACUGCAAACCCGGGCUUAAUCCACUUUUUGGGUUUGUUUUCUA